GCUCAGCGCUACUGAGGCUUGAAGCUUGAAGGCUUGAAGGUUAUCUCCUUUGCAAGAUUAUUUGAUCAGAAUAUUUUUUAAUGGCAGACUUCCCUGGUGGCACAGUGGUUAAGAGUACGCCUGUCAAUGCAGGGGACAUGGGUUCGAGCCCUGCUCCGGGAAGAUCCCACAUGCUGCGGAGCAACGAAGCCCCUGCACCACAACUACUGAGCCUGUGCUCUAGAGCCCGUGAGCCACAACUACUGAGCCCACAUGCCACAACUACUGAAGCUGUGCACCUAGAGCCCGUGCUCUGCAGCAAGAGAAGCCACUGCAGGGAGAAGCCCUCACACCGCAAUGAAGAGUAGCCCCGCUCGCCGCUAGAGAAAGCCCACACGCAGCAAUGAAGACCCAAUGCAGCCAAAAAUAAAAAUAAAUAAAAUAAAAUUUUUAAAAAAGAAAGAAAAGCCUUAUGAUAAAAUAAGCCAUAGCUAUUUAAACAAAGAAUGUUUUUUAAUAAAAGUCGCUAUAAAACUGAUUUUUACAUGGAAACAACUGUGGAAAUGUGGACAAAUCACAGUCAUUUGCUCUAACUCAGUCAAGAUCAGUGGUUCAGACACGUGUUCAACUUUAACCGGAAUGAGAGUCUUAUCUGCUGGUGUGCCUUAUCUGGACACGAUUUUUAGACUUAAACCAGGUAUCAGUCAAUGCCAUGCCUGCCUUAGAAGAAAGUUGUGGCAGAGAAGUAUAUUUUGGUCUUUGUCCCCAGUUUCUGGCAUAGAGCUCCUAAAACCCUUGGAAUUUCCUGAGCGAUACGAGUGGCCUUCUGCUAUUCACAGCUACACAUCAAUCUGAGGCUGGAUUUUCUUCAUAUACCUCAACCAAAACAAUAUACAGCAGCAGACUAAAUGCUGAAGUGGAUGUGAGAAUCCAGCUACUUCUGAACUGCUGCUGCCAUCUUGGUUCCAGCCUGAGCAGGAAGCAAGCACUCAAAAGGCCGGAGCAGAGAGAUGGAAAAAACCCUGCAUCCAAGGUCAACAACCCAAAUGGAAAGUGAGAAAAGUACGUGAAGACAAAGUUCACAGAAAAGGAAAAACAACCCCCAGGUCCGGAGGCGGGGGCCCGGCGACCGACUCCCGGGCCGGACUUCGCGGUGGGGCCGCCGCCCGCGAGUCCUAUAGAGCCACCUGAGCCGGAGCCCGGAGAACGCAGUCGCUCCUCGCUGUCCGAGUCCCGCGCGCCGCGAUGGGCCGGGGGAGCCGGCCGCCGCCGCCUCUGCUGCUGCUGAUGCUACUGCUACUGCUACCGCCGUCUCCGAUUCGGGCUCUCGCCCCUCGGAUCAGCCUGCCUCUGGGCUCUGAAAAGCGGUCACUGCUCAGAUUUGAAGUGGAUCACAUCUCCAACUAUACAGCCCUCCUGCUGAGCAGGGAUGGCAGGACUCUAUACGUGGGUGCUCGAGAGGCCCUCUUUGCACUCAACAGCAGCGUCAGCUUCCUGCCAGGCGGGGGGUACCAGGAGCUGCUGUGGAGCGCAGAUGCAGAGAGGAAACAGCAGUGCAGCUUCAAGGGCAAGGACCCACAGCGGGACUGUCAAAACUACAUCAAGAUCCUCCUGCCACUCAACAGCAGCCACCUGUUCACCUGUGGCACCGCGGCCUUCAGCCCCGUGUGCACCUACGUUAACGUGGAGAACUUUACUCUGGCACAGGACGUGGUGGGGAACAUCCUCCUGGAAGAUGGCAAGGGCCGUUGUCCCUUUGACCCCAAUUUCAAGUCCACGGCCCUGGUGGUGGAUGGCGAGCUGUACACUGGAACAGUCAGCAGCUUCCAGGGGAAUGACCCAGCCAUCUCACGGAGCCAAAGCCUCCGCCCCACCAAGACUGAGAGCUCCCUCAACUGGCUACAAGACCCAGCGUUUGUGGCCUCAGCCUACAUUCCCGAGAGCCUGGGCAGCCUGCAAGGGGACGAUGACAAGAUCUACUUCUUCUUCAGCGAGACUGGUCAGGAGUUUGAGUUCUUUGAGAACACCAUCGUGUCCCGCAUUGCCCGUGUCUGCAAGGGUGAUGAGGGGGGCGAGCGGGUCCUGCAGCAGCGCUGGACGUCCUUCCUGAAGGCCCAGCUGCUGUGCUUGCGGCCUGACGAUGGCUUCCCGUUCAACGUACUGCAAGACGUCUUCACGCUGAGCCCCAGCCCCCAGGAAUGGGGUGACACCCUCUUCUACGGGGUCUUCACAUCCCAGUGGCACAGGGGGACCACAGAAGGCUCUGCCAUCUGUGUCUUCACCAUGAAGGACGUGCAGAGGGCCUUCAAUGGCCUCUACAAGGAGGUGAACCGCGAGACGCAGCAGUGGUACACCGUGACCCACCUGGUGCCUUCGCCCCGGCCCGGCGCGUGCAUCACCAACAGCACCCGGGAAAGGAAGAUCAGCUCGUCCCUGCAGCUCCCCGACCGUGUGCUGAACUUCCUCAAGGACCACUUCCUGAUGGAUGGGCAGGUCCGCAGCCGCCUGUUACUCCUGCAGCCCCAGGCCCGCUACCAGCGUGUGGCUGUCCACCGCGUCCCUGGCCUGCAGCGCACCUACGACGUCCUCUUCCUAGGCACUAGUGACGGCUGGCUGCACAAGGCGGUGAGCGUGGGCCCCGGGGUGCAUAUCAUCGAGGAGCUCCAGAUCUUCUCAUCAGGACAGCCUGUGCAGAACCUGCUCCUGGAUGCCGACAGGGGACUGCUGUAUGGUGCCUCACACUCGGGUGUGGUCCAGGUGCCCGUGGCCAACUGCAGCCUGUACCAGAGCUGCGGGGACUGCCUCCUGGCCCGGGACCCCUACUGCGCUUGGAGCGGCUCCAGCUGCAAGCACGUCAGCCUUUACCGGCCUGCGAUGGCCUCCAGGCCAUGGAUCCAGGACAUCGAGGGGGCCAAUGCCAGGGAACUCUGCAACACUUCCUCGUCCAAGGCCCGGACUUUUGUACCAAGAGGUGAGAAGCAUUGUGAGCCAGUCCAGUUCCAGCCCCACACAGUGAACACCUUGGCCUGCCCCCUCCUCUCCAACUUGGCAACCCGGCUCUGGCUGCACAACGGGGUCCCCAUUAAUGCCUCGGCCUCCUGCCGCGUGCUGUCCACCGGGGACCUGCUGCUGGUGGGCAGGCAGCAGGAGCUGGGGGAGUUCCAGUGCUGGUCACUGGAGGAGGGCUUCCGGCAGCUGGAGGCCAGCUACUGCCCAAAGGUGGUGGAGGACGCAGUGGCAGACCGAGCAGACCAGAGUGGCAGCGUGCCCGUCAUCAUCAGCACGUCUCGGGUGAGCGCGCCGGCCGGGGGCAGGGCCAGCUGGGGCGCAGACAAGUCCUACUGGACCGAGUUCCUAGUGAUGUGCGCGCUGUUCGUGUUCGCCAUGGUGCUCUUCAUUUUAUUCUUCCUCUACCGGCACCGGGGCGGCAUGAAAGUCUUCCUGAAGCAGGGGGAGCGUGCCAGCGUACACCCCAAGACGCGCCCAGGGGUACUGCCACCUGAGACCCGGCCGCUCAAUGGCGUGGGCCCCCCUAAUACCCCACUCGACCACCGAGGCUACCAGGCUCUGUCGGACAGCUCCCCAGGGCCCCGGGUCUUCACAGAGUCAGAGAAGAGGCCGCUCAGUAUCCAGGACAGCUUCGUGGAGGUGUCCCCGGUGUGUCCCCGGCCCCGGGUCCGCCUGGGCUCUGAAAUCCGGGACUCCGUGGUGUGAGAGCAAACUUCUAGAGGCAGCCUCCCUCUAGGGGCCAGGAGUGCUCAGAGAGGGUCGGCUGGACCCCUGCUCCUCGUGGAACACAGCCGCGGUGCCCAGCCCUUGGGAGCGAUGGAGCCAGCUUGCCUGGUGUCAAGCAACAAGGCCCCUCCACCCCAGAUGGCCACAGCCCCACAGGGCCUGGCUGAAGAUCGGGGCCUGCCCGGGUGGGCAGAACAGUGCUCCUUAUGAAACUGAGCCCUUUGUUUCAAAACAGUUGAAAAUGUGAAACAAGAGAAAACAGUGAGAGAACACAGAAUGCCAUGCACACGGCCGGCCCAGUCUCCAGACUGGGAGGGCUCAUCCAAAGUGGUCGUUGGAGACAGAGUUGGACAUCCCACACCAACUGGCCUCUUCCACCUUCCGCCUUAUCCUACUGCCACAGGCUGCCCCUUCUCACGGCAGAGCCAGGGGCCAGCUCGGGCUCCAGUGGGUCCAGCCUCGCCAGCUGGCCAAGUUGUUGCAGCCAUCAUCCUGUCACCUCAGGGACUGGAGGACCACACUGGCACCAGAGCCCUCACGACGCGCUGGGCUCAGACCCACCUCCUGGACCUUUCCGGCCUGUAUCAGGCUGCGGCCACAUGAGAGACAGAGGGCAGCGUGAGCCCAGGAGAGAGUAUAUGACAAUGUACACCUUCCCUCGGAAUUCCAGGAAGACUGUUGCCUGCCUUCCUCCAUCCCAGCCUGCAAACCUGUGUCCCUUUUCCCCACACCUGCCCUGGCCUCCUCUUCAAAACCAGUCCCCAGUUCACCCCUACACCUUGCAGCCUCCACUCUAAGGGAUGUUGAUACUGCCCAGCACAGGGGCCCUGAGUUUAUGUGGGUUUUGUAUUCUUUUUAAUAAAAUGCACUUUACUUUUUUUUUUUUUUAAUAAAAUCUAAAGAAUUGAAAUUGAA
This is a messenger RNA of Lagenorhynchus albirostris (white-beaked dolphin), 4629 nucleotides long. It is a transcript of the gene SEMA4B, whose product is annotated as semaphorin 4B. The record is from RefSeq and is a predicted model, not a curated record. Lineage: Eukaryota; Metazoa; Chordata; Mammalia; Artiodactyla; Delphinidae. The coding region runs from base 1225 to 3693 and encodes 822 amino acids. Gene Ontology annotation, molecular function: chemorepellent activity; semaphorin receptor binding. Gene Ontology annotation, biological process: positive regulation of cell migration; negative regulation of axon extension involved in axon guidance; negative chemotaxis. The transcript is spliced from 18 exons.